Glycine soja is the source of this 2457-nucleotide messenger RNA. Its product is annotated as kelch domain-containing protein 4-like. The record is from RefSeq and is a predicted model, not a curated record. The coding region runs from base 95 to 2080 and encodes 661 amino acids. The transcript is spliced from 20 exons. Gene Ontology annotation, molecular function: protein binding. NCBI's taxonomy places the organism in Eukaryota, Viridiplantae, Streptophyta, Magnoliopsida, Fabales, Fabaceae.
UGAUGUGAGUAGUAUUUGCGACGCAGGGUCUAAGCAAUUUGAUGCGGCGCGGGGUUUAGACUUGAGUGUGCAUUCUGAGAGGAGAGAAGAGAAGAUGGGGAAGAAGACGAAGAAACCCGGCAAAGGCAAAGAGAAAACCGAGAGAAAAACCGCGAGAGCCGAAGAGAAGAAAGCUCGCAGGGAAACCAAGAAGCUCUCUCCCGAAGACGACAUCGACGCCAUUUUGUUGAGCAUUCAAAAAGAGGAAGCUAAGAAGAAGGAUGUCCAAGUCGACGACAACGUUCCCGCGCCUUCUCCUCGCUCCAACUGCUCGCUCACUGUCAAUCCAUUGAAGGAGACCGAGUUGAUUCUCUACGGCGGCGAAUUCUACAACGGAAACAAGACAUUCGUGUAUGGCGAUCUCUUCCGGUAUGAUGUGGAGAAGCUGGAAUGGAAAUUGGUUUCCAGUCCUAACAGUCCUCCUCCUCGCAGUGCUCAUCAAGCCGUUGCAUGGAAGAAUUAUGUUUAUAUUUUUGGUGGUGAGUUUACAUCUCCAAACCAAGAGCGGUUUCAUCACUACAAGGAUUUUUGGAUGUUGGACCUGAAAACAAAUCAGUGGGAGCAGCUUAAUUUGAAAGGGUGCCCCAGUCCACGUUCAGGACAUCGAAUGGUAUUGUACAAGCACAAGAUUAUUCUUUUUGGUGGCUUCUAUGACACUCUUAGAGAAGUGAGGUACUACAAUGAUCUAUUUGUAUUUGACCUUGAUCAAUUUAAGUGGCAAGAAAUAAAGCCUAAGCCUGCAGCAAUGUGGCCAACUGCACGUAGUGGUUUUCAAUUAUUUGUUUACCAAGAUGACAUUUUUUUGUAUGGUGGCUAUUCGAAAGAAGUUUCAUCUGAUAAGAGCAACUCUGAGAAAGGAAUUGUUCAUUCAGAUAUGUGGUCCCUUGAUCCUAAGUCUUGGGAAUGGAACAAGGUUAAGAAAAGUGGAAUGCCUCCUGGUCCUCGUGCUGGGUUUUCCAUGUGUGUUCAUAAGAGGAGGGCUCUGCUAUUUGGUGGCGUUGUGGAUAUAGAAGUUGAAGUUGAUGUAAUGAUGAGCUUGUUUUUGAAUGAGCUUUAUGGCUUUCAGUUAGACACCAAUCGCUGGUAUCCUCUGGAGUUAAGAAAGGAGAAGUCGACUAAAGAUAAGUUAAAAAAAAUAGAACAAAAUUGUCCUGAUGAUGUUGACAAGAAGAUAAAUCCAGCAUGUGCAACAAGAGAAGAAACUGAGGAGUCAGAUGAUGAAGAAAACAGCAUUGAUUAUAUAUCCAAGAAUAUAGCGUCAAACAUGUCUAUUGAUGAUGGUGAAACACUUACCAAAUCCGAAGGAAAGCCUAAGGAAUCCAGUGCUAAAUUGGACCUUCAAAGUUCUUUGCCUGAGGUAGUGAAGCCCUGUGGACGUAUUAAUGCCUGCAUGGCCGUUGGAAGAGAUACAUUAUAUAUAUAUGGUGGCAUGAUGGAGAUUAAAGAUCAAGAAAUCACUCUUGAUGAUUUGUAUUCUUUGAACCUUAGCAAACUUGAUGAAUGGAAGUGCAUUAUACCGGCGUCAGAAUCUGAAUGGGUGGAAGCUUCAGAUGAUGAUGAAGAAAAUGAAGAUGAUGAUGAAGAUGAAUCUGACAGUGAUGGUUCAACUGAUGAGGAUGAAGAUGAUGAGGAAGAGGAGGAGGAAGAGGCUCAGAAUGCAUCAGUUCAGGUGGUAGAUGCCGUUGCUUUAAUCAAAGGGGUGGGAAAGAAUCUGCGGAGGAAAGAAAGGAGGUCACGGAUAGAGCAGAUUAGAGCUAGUCUUGGCUUGUCAGAUUCACAGAGAACACCAUUGCCAGGAGAAUCCUUGAGGGAUUUCUACAGGCGUACAAAUAUGUAUUGGCAAAUGGCAGCCCAUGAACAUACUCAACACACUGGAAAAGAACUCCGCAAGGAUGGUUUUGAUCUUGCUGAAGCUCGGUACAGGGAGCUAAAGCCUAUUCUUGACGAGCUAGCUCUAUUAGAAGCUGAGCAGAAAGCGGAGGAGGCCGAAGCACCAGAAACUAGUGCAAAGAAAAGAGGAAAGAAAAAAACUAGAAAUUGAUAAUUUAUUUAGCGCACAUUUGGGUGUCGCCAAGAAUGUAACAUGCAAUUUUGAUUUAGUUUGAUGUCAUUAUCUGCGAAAAUUGUGCCAAGAAUUUUGUGCACAUAAUGUGUCGCAUGGUCGCGUUACAUGUAAUCAGUAACCGGCACACACCCAAAAUUCAGUUACACUACAUGAAUUCCCUCCCCGAAUGUGCAAUAGAAAAGAGAAGAGUUAAAAGAGUUUGUAUGGCGCCGAAUUUAUCUGUGCCUGAGUGUAUUUAAAUUUUUUUGUAGUUGUUUAAUGGUCUUUUAAAUCUGUGAUACAUUACAUUUGUUCUCCCUCUAUCUCGAAUAUAUGUAAUAUUUCUAUUGAAAUAGAGUAUUAGCUGCUGUUCA